This is a messenger RNA of Trichomonas vaginalis G3, 666 nucleotides long. Its product is annotated as SNAP receptor protein. Lineage: Eukaryota; Parabasalia; Trichomonadida; Trichomonadidae. The transcript has a single exon. The record is from RefSeq and is a predicted model, not a curated record. Bases 1 to 666 code for a protein of 221 amino acids.
AUGUCUUUUGUCUACGCUUUAGUUGCUCGUGGUGCUCAACCGCUCGCCGAGUACUCAACAAUUGAGGGUAACUACAAGAGCAUUGCUAUCAAAAUGCUUGAAAACAUCGAUACAAAGAAGCCAAAUCACAUUUUCGAAGAAGGAGAAUACGUUUUCCAAUCACUUGCUGAUAAUGACAGAAUGAACUUCCUCUGCCUUACAAGGAAGACUGCUAGCUCUCAGCUUCGUAUGGCCUUCCUCGAAGAACUUCAGAGGAAAUGGCGUACAAAAUAUGCCAACCAAGGCGCUAACUUCCAACCAUACUCCAAGGAUAAGGAGUUCGCCCCAGAAAUUCAGGCCCUCUUCACAAUGUACAACUCGGAGCGCGCUCAGAAGAUUGCUACAAUCAAGGGCAACAUUGCUGCCACUCAGGAGAAGAUGACAGAAAACCUUACACAGGCUCUCAUCCGUGGUGAGAAGCUUGAAGUUAUGGAAGAAAAGGCCAACAACAUCAAGGAACACGCUGAAGUCUUCCACCGUGCUGCUAACACAGUCAAGAGGAAAAUGUGCUGGGAGAGAUAUCGUUGGUACGUUCUUGGUGUACUCAUUGCCCUUGUCCUUAUCUUCAUCCUUUUCUUGAUCUUCUGCAAGGGAUUCAAGUGCACUAAGAAGGAUAAGACCGCUUAA